This is a messenger RNA of Stylonychia lemnae, 354 nucleotides long. The record is from the annotation of a GenBank genome assembly. NCBI's taxonomy places the organism in Eukaryota, Ciliophora, Spirotrichea, Sporadotrichida, Oxytrichidae.
AUGUCAGAUAACCAAUCAACUACUACAGCUUAACAAUCAGCAGCACCAGCAGCAGGUGGUGGAGACCCACACAUUAACAUUAAGGUAAAAUCAUAAGAUGGUACAGAGAUAUACUUUAAGAUUAAAAGAACAACUCAGCUGAAAAAGCUUAUGGAUGCUUAUUGCACUAGAUAGGGUCUUUCAAUAAAUCAGUGCAGAUUCAUUUUCGAUGGUGAGAGACUUAAGGAUGACGACACUCCAGAUAAACUAGAAAUGGAAAAUGGAGAUGAAAUAGAUGUAAUGGUCGAGCAGACUGGUGGUUAUUUCUUUACUGCUUUUGGAGUAAGUUCCAGCUAUUUUAGUAACAGCAAGUGA